AUGCCGGUUCCCACCCCCUCCGGGGCUCUUACGGUUGCCUUCCGCGUGCUCUGUCUGCGCUGCCUUCGGGCCAAAGCCCGUGGGAUCCAGUCCCACGACUGCGUCUGGUCCCCGACCAGUUCAAAGUGUGGGUACUGCAUGUCGCAGCACUCGCCUUGCGUCCCGCUGCCCUGGUUCCUUGGGGAAGAGUUUGAGGCCCUCCUGGCCGCCCAGAGCAUGCCAAAGUUCCGCUCUGAGGUGGAGCGUGACCUCUACGAGGAGGCACGCGCCACUCGGGCUGCUGUGGGCAAACUGCCCACCGCUGCCGCUCCCGCAGUCGCUCCGACUCGGGGUGAUGGAAGGAGGGAGGGGGAGGAUGGGGAAGUUGGGGCGGCCUAUGGGGCCUAG
This is a messenger RNA of Pseudogymnoascus destructans, 387 nucleotides long. RefSeq lists its product as uncharacterized. The transcript is spliced from 2 exons. The record is from RefSeq and is a predicted model, not a curated record. Bases 1 to 387 code for a protein of 128 amino acids. NCBI's taxonomy places the organism in Eukaryota, Fungi, Ascomycota, Leotiomycetes, Thelebolales, Thelebolaceae.